This is a messenger RNA of Akanthomyces muscarius, 807 nucleotides long. RefSeq lists its product as uncharacterized. Gene Ontology annotation, molecular function: FMN binding; pyridoxamine phosphate oxidase activity. Gene Ontology annotation, biological process: pyridoxine biosynthetic process. The coding region runs from base 1 to 807 and encodes 268 amino acids. The transcript has 2 exons. NCBI's taxonomy places the organism in Eukaryota, Fungi, Ascomycota, Sordariomycetes, Hypocreales, Cordycipitaceae. The record is from RefSeq and is a predicted model, not a curated record.
AUGAUCCGAUCGUUUGCUCGCACCUUCUCCGUCUCUGCUAGAAUGGCGCUACAUCCCCCACAAGGCGACAAGCUUAUCUUCGCCCCGGGAGGUUCUGGCGCACAAGGCGCUCAAGCUGCGCAGUUCACCCUGGGCACGCUCUCGCGCGCCGACCUCGACAGCUCCUCGCCCAUCCCGCAGUUCCACAAGUGGUUUUCCGAGGCGCAGGAGACCAUCAGCAGGCAGGGCGCGGGCGCCGCGACCGCCGAGACGUGCACGCUGUCGACGGCGGAGCUGCCAUCGGGCCGGGUGUCCUCCCGCAUGGUGUACCUCAAGGAGCUCGACGCCCACGGCUACGUCAUCUACUCCAACUUUGGCACGUCGAGGAAGGCGGCCGACCUCGACACCAACGCGCACGCCGCGCUGUGCUUCUACUGGUCGGCCCUGCAGCGGCAGGUCCGCGUCGAGGGCGUGGCGUCCCGCCUCUCACGCGAGGAGAGCCAGGCCUACUUUGACACGCGCGCGCGGGGCAGCCGCAUAGGAGCGUGGUCGAGCAGGCAGAGCGCCGUGCUGGUGCCGACGCAGGACGGAAACGGCGAAGGCGGUGGUGACGACGGCCGCGCCCAGCUGGAGGGCUGGGUGGCGGAGACGGAGAAGCGGUUCGAGGCCCAGGAAAAGAUUCCGGUGCCGGACUUUUGGGGCGGACUGCGCAUCGUGCCAACCAAGGUUGAGUUCUGGCAGGGCCGUGACAGCAGAUUGCAUGACCGAUUCGUGUACGAACGAGAAAGCGAAAGUGAGAAAUGGGUACUAAGCAGACUGAGCCCUUAG